This is a messenger RNA of Xenopus laevis (African clawed frog), 5595 nucleotides long. RefSeq names its product family with sequence similarity 110 member C S homeolog (gene fam110c.S). The transcript has a single exon. The record is from RefSeq and is a predicted model, not a curated record. NCBI's taxonomy places the organism in Eukaryota, Metazoa, Chordata, Amphibia, Anura, Pipidae. The coding region runs from base 370 to 1323 and encodes 317 amino acids.
CUGCACUGUAAUAAGACAGGGGGGGCGGGCACUGUAUGAGGACAAGCAGCAGAUCGAAUCACGACUGAACAUCCUUUCCUCACCUGACUGACUGACUACAACAGAGGCACCAGGUUAGGGCGGGGCUUAGAUAAAAAGGGGGCGGGAUGUAGCUGUUGGCUCGGCCUAUAUCGGCUGCUGAUUGGUGGAAAGGGGAGGCAGCCAGGUGUAUAGAUUGCGAGCGGUGAAGUGGAGACGACAGACUGACAUAGACACAAACACGGGAGAGAUCUGUGACUUCUCUCAGGUACCAACCUCCCGCCUGUUCCAUCUGUAGCGCACGUCUUCUGUACAGCCGCCUCGCUCCUGCGUCCUACACCCGGGGCUGCCAUGCCCACAGACAUCAUGCACGCGGUGAGGAUGCGCCCCAUAGCCGAGCUGCAGCACCCCAGCCCCGCGGUACCUCUCCGACUCCUCACCCGGGGCCCUGACUACCUGCGCCGGCAGAUGGAAGCCAUGGGCAACCCGAGGGCCAACCUGAGCGCCGUGGAGAGACUGGCGGCCGAUAAAGCCAAGUAUGUGAAGACUCCCCAGCAGUGUCAGCAGCAGAGACGUGUCAGUGGCGGCGGCAGCAGCCGGGGGGCAUCAGAGAGCGGCGGCAGCAGCAGCGGCAGUUCCCGGGGGAGCGAUCAGCAGGAGGGCUCAGCGCCAGUGAGAAGGGGCAGCAGUAAGAGAUGUACCCGGCCUGACUCCAUGCUGAUUUACCGACUCAAGAACCGGGGCGAGGGGCAACAACAGACAGAGUCGGCCCGGGUGGGAUUAGUGCGGAGACUCUUUAUAAAGGACAAGCCCCCCGGUGUCUCCCCGACUCCCCUAGAGAAGAGCAGCGCCCCCUGCCCGACUCAUAGACUUUCCCCGGAGAAGGACAGACCGGACCCGCGCUCCAGAACCGGCCUCCACCGCUCCCAGUCCGACAUCAGCUCCCGCUACUCCCGCUCCUUCUCCGACUUCGACUCGUUCUUCCAGUACUGCGGGCUGGAGCCGGAGGUGGUGGAGGAGCUGGGGAAGGACGGCUUCAGUCCGGCCCGGGAGGAGAGGCUCGACCUACAGUCCCGGAUCCGCAGCGUCAGUGUAGCCGCGUCUGAGAGCGGAAUGAGCUGGAGGAGCGAGGGGAGCGCCGGGGAGUUACAAGAAGAGGAGCCGCUGAGCGGACAACUGCCCGGGGCCAAUAAUAAUAACAACAGCUGCACGUCUGUCAUAGAGCGCAACGCCCGCAUCAUCAAGUGGCUGUACAGCUGCAAGCGGGCUAAAGAGACCCGGGGAGGAUCCCCAGAGCUGCCCUGAAAUGCCCGAGCCCUGCCAACCAACAUUGCUGCCAACCACUGCCAACCAGCACCGGAUCUGUGUGUCUGUAUCCGGCCCAGCAGCACCGGCUUCCCAAUAGCAACAACACUGACUUCACUGCUGGGCCAGGAUUAUUAUUAUUAUUCUACUGCCAACACAUUCCUAUACAUCCCUGAGGCACAAUCUCUUAUUAAUCCUAUAGAUUCUUGUCCAGACAUAAAGAUGGAGGAUGGGCACCCCCUGUUAUACAGCCUGUAUUUGGGAUAUUCUAAGCUACCCCUUGGUACUGCCCCUCUGUCUAUGGCGGAGACAAACACCUAUUUAUAUCUCCUUAGAUAUUGAGCUGCUGUGGAACUGUCUCUAUUCACCUUGUCAUAAGCUGAGAAUGUUCUAGAACUGGGGGGUUGGGCCCUAAAUACACAGAGGGGGCCCUACAGACACUGGGGGCUCCUGACAGUCUCCAGGUUCUGGAAUCUUUACAUUCGGGGCAUAAAACUGAACUGUAUUCUGUGUAAACAUUCCAAAUACAAGGCCGGGGCGCUGCCGCUCUGCAAUCUCCUUAUUAAUAGGAACACGUUCAUGUCGUGGUCGUUUGCACUAAUGUGACACUUGUGCAGUAUCUUCUCUAUUGCACCGUCAUAUAUAUAUAUUAUAUAUCAUGUUAUUACUGCAGCUUAUCUCCAUUAGACAUGAUACCCCUUCUGCAAGAGGCUACAAUUACCCCCAGGCCCGGACUGGCAAUCUGUGGGUUCUGGCAAAUGCCAGAGGGGCUGCUAUAAGGUGCCAUAUAAAGUCAGUAUUUAGGGGGCUGAUUGGGCCUCUGUGUACCUGAAAUGCCAGGGUCCUUUUUUAAUUCUCAGUCCGGACCAGAUUACCCCAUUGUGGGGGGUACCUCUAUUUUCAUCAUUUCCAUUCCCGCUGCCGUGUAGCAUGCUACAUAAACAUUCAUGUGUUGGUUAUUUGGAAGUGGUGUUAUUGUUUGAGAUUAACUUGCCAAGUAUUUGGAGGCCGCUAGUUACCCCCUCAUCUUCAUUCUGAGCAUUACAUUGCAUGCCACAAGCUGCUCUCAGAGGCCACAACCCCUAUUUUCCUUGCUAUUGUUGAACUACAUGUGAUCCUGGUCCAUCAACAGCAGCUCAGGAUUUGCGAUACUUGUACACAUGUAUUUUCCAGCCAGGUGAUUGUUUCCUACUUGAAGCCAUUUGAGCCCCGGCUGUUAGGAAACUGGCGAGACUUCAGCCCUCAAGUAGGAGUCCUGCUUUUGCCGUGGUGUCUGCACCUGCAGGGUUAAUGUAUUUGUGCAGUCAGAUCCCAUAGAUCAGCACACUCUCCAGUAGUGAUAUUCAGCCUGUGGCCAUUGCUGAACUACAUCUCCUAUUCUAGAGCCUUAUUUUAAAAAAAUGCACUUAUUCUCCAUGGGGAGAAUGUGUCAUACAGUAGACAGUCCCACCUGAUAGUUGUCUUUUUCAUGAUUUUUUUUUUUAUUGUAUCCUAAAAUGUUACACUUAAGAACCGAGAUGUGUUUUGCUCAAUGCCCUAUUUUUGUCAGCGUGCCACAGCAACAGGCAGUUUGUACAGGUUGGCACAGUCUCACCCACGCAGUAUUGCAGGAAUAUAAAAUUACAUUAACAGAAAAGGAGAGAAACUGGUGCUAUUUGUGUCCUGUCUUGCAAAAAAACAACACUGCGCUGAAGCACUAAAUCCAAGAUUUUAGUUGCCUGAACCCAGGGCUUUUGCUUAUGGAAUGUGGAGUUUAGAAAGAAGCAGUAGCCCGGGGCAAAACCAUUUGGUUCCCAGGUGGCCCUGUCAUUGGAACUAGAUAAAGAACAGAGGGGCCUCCACUUUUAGCCAAUGGGCUUCCUUAGUUGAGAGUCCAUUUAUUUAUGGGGUUAGUGCGGAAUCACAUACCAUGAGGACCCUGUAGUCAUGAGAAAAAUAACAAGAAUACUUUUUCUUUCAUCAUGUCAUACAUUUUUUCAUUCAUCUCAUUGUUAUGGAUCUAAAUGCAAGCUGUUUAUUGGUUGGGUAUAAUAACAGGUGUGUGUAUGUGUAUAUAUAGUGUGUAUAUAUAUAUAUAUAUAUAUAUAUAUAUAUAUAUAUAUAUAUAUAUAUAUAUAUAUAUAUAUAUAUAUAUAUAUAUUUAAUAGCAAAGGAUCUACAGACCUGGAGUAAUGCUGCCAUUAACCCAUAUCAAUCAUCAGGUUGCUCUGAAUCAGUCCACUUCAUGCAAGUCAAUAUCUGACGGGUGCAGUAAAAUGUACACCUUUUGUGAGUGGCUGCUUUUUAGGAUCCUUAUCUGUAUCUUUAUCUCUUGUAGCCUGGGGACACUAUUUCUUAUCUACCCUUUUUCCAAGUGCUCUCUACUGGGACAGGGAUCUGCCAUUUGCCUCCCCUGCAGGGAUGAGCAACCAGUGGCCCUCUGGGUGAGGGUGUUACAACAGUAACGUCCCCAACAGCAGUCUGGGCAUGCUGGGAAUUGUAGUUCAGAACAUAUAGCUGCUAUACCAUUGGGAGCAAUGCUUGUUCCCUUUUUCUGGCACUUAAGUGUUUGUGCCCAUUUAUUGCAUGUGCAAACAGUGUCUACAUGUGUUACGCUUGUAGCGAAGUGACCUUCUCUUUGUUGUCUUAUUUAAUCUGGCAACUGGGGCAUGUAUAGGAAACAAACAGGCCCUUCACUAUCCCCCCCCCCACCACCACCACCACACGGGUGGGUUUUGUUUGCUGCAGAUGUUACUGUGCAUGACAGUUGCUUACACCUGGGCCUUGGGAAUAGGCUAUAGGAAUAUUAUGGGCUCAGUUUAACGGAAACUCUGUUAUUAUUUCUGUUUAUCAGUAGGGUUCAUCUUGCAUUUGUUUUGCCUUAAAACAGCCAUACAAUGUGCUGCGAGGUCAUUAUGUGUAUAGAACAUGCAUUCCCGUGCCUAGGUCAUUUCUGCAUAUGCGUGGGAGCUGCACUACUGCUUUCAUUGAUAGAGGCGCUUUCUGUAAAUAUCAAUAGAGCACAUAGCACACCCUUAGUGUUUUAGGGAUGGGCGGUGCUGUCGCUCUGAUUAACUACAGAGAAUGCUUCUGUCAAGGUAAAUGUUUUACACUGCCCUCAUUUUAAUGUUCUGUAUACAUAUAAAAACCUAGUAAGCCAUUGAACUGUUUAUAGUUACCCAGUAAUACUGUAAUGUUCAGCAGCUUUACUGCAUGGCCAGAACAAGUACAGGUAGACACAGAUAGUGUUCUUAUGGAGGGAAAAGUUUGAAGGCUGCUAAAUGGAUUUCUACUGGAAGAUCAUUACUUACUAAUUAUAGGCAUGAAUAGGAAAUUAUUUCCUAUAGUAUUGUUCCAAAUGUGCUUCCGCAUGCAGUGUUAGUGCCUAAUAAUGGCACAAUCGGGCUAUUUUUGGCUAUGGCUGUUAGGCUGGUGGAACAUCCUCCAAUUUGGGGAGAUUAGUCGCCCAGUGAUAAAUCUCCUUUUCUUCGGGCGACUAAUCUCCAUGAAAUGCCUUCCUGCUGGCUAGACAGUAAAUCGCAGGCAGGAUGGCAGUAGGAUCGCUUCAGCUUUCCGAAAUUCGGCUCAAGUUUCCUCAUGAGUCAACUUAGGAAAACUAAUCGAUCUGUGCCAUUCCGCCAGCAAUUCACAGUCUAACUGGCGGGAAGGCAUUUCGGGAAGAUGAGUCGCCCGAAGAAGAGGAGAUUUGUCGCUGGGCGUCUAAUCUCCCAGAAUCGGAGCGUGUGCCACCACCCAAAAAGGUGCACCUGUAGAUUCAUCUGCUGUAAUACCAACCCUUGUGCAGGCUCAUAAAUCUAUAGCUGUUAUACCUGCAGAUCAGUUAAACUACAUUUCCCAGCAGCCCCUGAUGGCUGGACUGUGUAGCAGCUAAACAGCCCUUAUGUACAUGUUGAACACUGGCUGGUGGAAUUUACGCGUGUCACUCCCUGCCACCCACUCUGGCCGCGCUAGGCUAAUGUUUAGCCCAGGUCUCCUUUACAUUUAUGCAAUUGUGAACCAAAGUGACCAAAGUUAAUGUGUGGCUUCGUUCUAUUGUGAACAAUAAUGUAACUCCAAAAAAAAAGAACAAUUUCAGUGUUCAGUCUGUGCUGGAUAAGUUGCAAAGGUCCAUUUUUUGUGUAUAUUUAAAUGCUUUGUGCAAUAAGUAUAUUAUUUGUACAGUAUUCACUAUUGUAAAUAUUCUUGUACAGCAUUGUAUUUUUGUGCCAUAUUGUGUGCAGAUUGCUAAAUGUAUAUAAUAUAUCGGAAAUAAAACUGUAUAGUUGUUGGUAA